AUGUACAAAGCAGCCUGCACCGCCCACUGCUACGGACGGUCUGAUCGCGAGCAAAUCAUCCCGAAAGACUCUACCUCUGCCGCUGCCGCCGCCAACAACCUACAGUUCACUCCCCACAUCGGCUUCCUGCCGUUCCUCUUUCCUCAGCAGUCCAUAUACCACGCCCAGCUUCUUCACUACAACAAGCUCAUCUCGCCGGCACGGGGAGGUGGCCUACAGUCCGCGCCACUUCCUCCCAUCGUGUCCGUCCCUCACGUCCAGGCCACGUCAAGGUCGCGAUCUUCUAGCAAGGCAUCGCUCAGGGAUAGUGCCACCGCCACCACUGCCAAGGGGACUGCGAACGGAGGCCAUGGGAGCCGCGCACAUCAGGGCUCAGACAAAAGCCGCACCGUUAUAACGCCCAAGGACGUCCCGCCCAAGAUGCCUGCAAAGCUGGCUGCCGACGUGCCCAAGAACUUUCCCCAUCGAGCGAUAGCUAGGUCCUCUUCGCCCCAUGGGCUCUCCCACUCCAGCUCCGUGCCGUCCACCCCUCAUCAGCAUGCCCGCCAGUUCUCCUUCGAGUCCCGGGAGCCUUCCCCCAACAACGUCAACAACCACUCGCCGCGGUCGGCCUACUCCGAGACCAACAGCGCGUUGCCCUCGCUACGCCCGCUGCCCCCGCGACUAGGCGGCUGCAAGUACGAGACGGCGCAGGCGAAUUCGAGGAGGAGGAUACCUUACUCGGUCGGAAGCGAACGGCUGGAAAAGGUGGAUCUGCGAACCAUCAAAAGCAAGCUGUCGGAGAGCGAGGAGAAGCAGCUGGCUGCCGAUAUGAAUGAGAUUUAUCAGAAGCUGCUGCCCACGGAAAAGGUCGAGGAGAACAGGAAAAAGCUCGUCAACAAAUUGGAGACGAUAUUCAAUACCGAGUGGCCAGGGCAUGAUAUCAAGGUGCACUUGUUUGGCUCGUCUGGCAAUCUGUUAUGUUCGGACGACUCUGACGUUGACAUCUGCAUCACGACACCAUGGCACGAGAUGGAGGAUGUCUGCAUGAUAGCCGACCUUCUUGCUCGACGGGGCAUGGAGAAAGUCGUUUGUAUCUCUGCGGCCAAGGUUCCCAUUGUAAAAAUCUGGGACCCCGAGCUGGGCCUUGCUUGUGACAUGAACGUGAACAAUACCCUAGCGCUAGAGAACACCCGAAUGGUGCGCACAUAUGUCGAGGCCGAUCCGCGCGUACGACAGUUGGCGAUGAUUUUGAAGCACUGGACGCGGAGGAGGAUUGUCAACGACGCUGCUUUCGGAGGUACGCUCAGCUCCUACACUUGGAUAUGUCUCAUCAUUGCAUUCCUGCAGCUGCGGAACCCAGCUGUAUUACCAGCACUGCAUCAACUGCCAUACAAGAGCACCAGGCCAGAUGGGACUGUCAGUGACUUUGCCGAUAACCUCAAGAAGAUCAAGGGAUUUGGCAGCAAGAACAAAUCUUCCGAGGCGGAACUCCUCUUCCAGUUCUUCCGAUUCUACGCGCACGAGUUCGACUACGACAAGCACGUCCUUUCUGUGCGGCAGGGCAAGUUGAUCACCAAGGCAGAGAAGAAGUGGCACUAUGCAUUGAAUAACCAGCUUUGCGUCGAGGAGCCGUUCAACACGUCUCGCAAUCUUGGCAACACGGCAGACGAAUACUCGUUUCGCGGUCUUCAUCUGGAGCUCCGAAGGGCGUUUGAUCUCAUCUCCGAGGCCAAGCUCGAAGAAGCCUGUGAGCAGUACGUGUAUCCGAAGGAGGAGGAGAGGGUCUGGUCCCGGCCGGCCUCGCAGCCUCGGCCCGUGCUGCUGCGCAGCUCCUCGCAGAGCAACUCCGGACGAGGCGGCCGCGGCGGCCACCGCGGCGGCCGGCAUAGUAACAAUUACCAUCGCAGCGGAGGCUCCAACAGGAGAGCCUCGUCGACUACGCCCGCCUAUGAUCCCAACAUGUUUGUCCAGCCCGUCACCAUGCCACAAGACAUGUCGUGGCUCGCCGCCGGCAACCAGUACCCCUUUCCGUUUGCUCAGCAGGACCUGAUGCAGAUGGCCUACCAGGAGACCAUGCGUCAGCAACUCAACCACUUCUACGCACAGGCACAGCAGUCGCCGGCAUACAUGUCCCAUCAGACCAUGGGCCAGCAGAGAAUGUCUCCCAACGCGGCGUCAUCGAACGGCCAGCAGACGGCUACCGAUCGGUCUCGGACGAAUUCGUUUGACACUGGGCCCAUUGGCACCACGUUACGGCCCGAUCUGUAUUCGCUCUACGGCAUGGGCAUCAAUCAGCAGUUCUACGCGCAGGCGGCGACUGGCUAUGGGACGUAUCCCUCCUCGCCGGUGACGUCCAACGGCAUGGGGCAAGACUUCCGCCGUCCUCUGCAGAGAUCCACCGUUGCGUCGGAUAACGGCAUCUCGGCAUCGGCAAGCUCGUUGAGGUCGCAGUCCCAGCCCCCUUCGCGAUCUCCAUCCGGAGCGCACAGCAGGGCGGCGUACACCUCUGGAGCUGGCCCGUCUAGUGCGCCGGGCUAUGCUCAUAGACAUGUGCAUGGCGUCGCCGUUCCCAGCUUCGUCUCCGACGAUGCGGAUCCCGACGAUCGAUCCAAGGCCGCUUCGGUCUCCCCGCCGUCCGAGGAGAGCAGAUCCACCGGGCUGCUGGGAGCGUCGCGGAGCCCGCGUCUGGGCCAGCCACCGCUGCUCCAAAGCCACAGCCCAACAGCAAACGGCGCUGCCUACGGAGAGGUCCUGAACCAGUCAUCUAGCCCCAGGCGGCGUCGGCUCUCCACGGAUCAGUUGCCCCAGACCAUCCUGGACAGGCGAAUGAGGAGGACGUCACGGUCGCCCUCGCCCCUCGACCAUGGUCGGGCUGUCACCACCGGGACGAUUGCUUCGUCGCCCCUGGCUUCGGCUCCCUUCCCACCAGCUGGUGCGGCUCAGAACAAAAAUUCGAACCGACCCCUGGUCGUAAACGGAUCCGGGCUCAAGACCAGCAUGAUUGCUGCGUCAAGCCAGCCACCGAAAGACGCUCAGGCGCCCGAAGAAUGUGCCAUGGCAAAGAUUGACAACGCUCUGCACAUCAGCUCGGCACCGUCGAGCAAUGGCGCCGUUGCCGCGGAAGCGCCGGGCGGGCAGCCGUUGCCAUCGCUUGCACCGGCUCCUCCCAUGCCUUCGGCCUUGAUGGAUCGCCCGCCCGUGAUCGUGAACGGCUCGAAUGCCAAGCUGGCAAUUCCCUCUACCGAGGAUGCCUCGUUCAGGGACAGGGUCGCGAUGAUGGGUUCGUAUCAGGCAAAUCCAUACCCCAUACCGCACGAUGUCUUGCAAGCCAACGGAAUGGCGCAGCUUGCCGCCUCGAGCAAGCAACGCCUCAUUUCCAGACAGCCACAGAACGGAGUCAUUGCUCCAUUGGACCUUGCCAUAGCUGACCAUCGCAAACCCCUCGGUGUCGACAUGGCCCAUUUGUCGCCUGUUUACGAAGCCCAGGCGUCGUCCCCGACCGCCUUGCGCAAGCCAGACAUGUCGAACCCCAUUGCUGGCAAGGCUGCUCGUGAAAAAGCAGAUGCCAAGACAGCUCGCGAAGAGACGACGACCAAGCCGGUGACCAAGGCGGAAGAAAAGGCUCAGCCAGCUCAGGAUGCUCAGAAGUCGUCCAAGGCACAGAAGUCGGCCGGCCAGACUCAGCGGAACUCGGCGCAAGCAUCACGCGAGACUGGUGGCCAUGUCCGGAGCGCUAAGAGCGAGAAUGACAAUGGCUGGCAGCGGGCUGUCAAGGGGAAGAAGAAGGGAUCGAGCGGGCUUGCGCAGGCCUCGCACGCGGAGCAGCCGCCAAAGAGCGACUCUGAGCGAAAGGGAGGAUAA
Trichoderma citrinoviride is the source of this 3843-nucleotide messenger RNA. RefSeq lists its product as hypothetical. The record is from RefSeq and is a predicted model, not a curated record. The transcript has 5 exons. Gene Ontology annotation, molecular function: nucleotidyltransferase activity. NCBI's taxonomy places the organism in Eukaryota, Fungi, Ascomycota, Sordariomycetes, Hypocreales, Hypocreaceae. The coding region runs from base 1 to 3843 and encodes 1280 amino acids. Gene Ontology annotation, biological process: RNA 3'-end processing.